AUGUUUACGCUGAAUGAUGUUCGCACUGUCAAGAAGCUUGACUUGCCUGCGCAAACGCUAGUAAUGUCAGAGAUGUCCAACAAGUAUAAACAUCUGAAGGGACUGCCAGUAGAGUCUUACAAAGACGUGGUGCCACAAAUCAUUAUCGGGGUGAACAACAAGCAUGUGGCCAUGCCACUGAAGUUCAGAGAGGGAAAAAGUCACGAACCCGCUGCAACAAAAACUCGUCUGGGGUGGACAGUGUACGGAACCGUUACAGAUCAGGACCAUUAUAAAAACAACGACCUGCAGUUGCAUGUAUGUGAAUGCGACAACAACAUAGCUCUCGACAAGCUCGUGAAAGAAAGCAUGAAACUUGAAAACUUAGAACCACAUGUAGUGGCACGUAUACAUGAGAAGACUAGCCAGCAAGACAUACUAGAGAAGUGCGUUACGCGAACGGGCGAUCACUUUACAACCCGUUUAUUGUGGCGCUCUGAUAAUAUAGUAUUGCCGAACAAUUUUGAAUCCGCCAUGCGCAGACUUGUCUGUUUCGAGAAGAAGCUAAACAAAGAUGACGAUUUAAAAAAUCGAGUAAAUUCCCUAAUAAAUAGUAUGGAACAAAAGCAAUACAUCCGGAAGCUCAGCGAUAACGAAAUUAAUCAAGAUUUUAAACGUAAAUGGUAUUUGCCCAUAUUUGCGGUGAAUAAUCCAAACAAGCCCAAUAAGACGCGAGUAGUAUGGGACGCAGCAGCUGAGCACCAGGGAAGGUCUCUCAAUUGCUGCCUCGAGAAGGGACCGGAUCUACAGCGACCAUUGAUACAUGUACUGUUCAACUUUCGUAUAGGAAAAAUUGGCAUUUGUGGUGAUAUAUCCGAGAUGUUUCACAGGAUUAGUGUGCAUGAUGAGGACCAGCAUUCUCAGCGCUUUCUUUGGCGUAAUUGUGAUUCGAGUCGAGAUCCAAACACAUACGUGUUACAGGUUAUGUCAUUCGGUGCUACUUGUUCACCUUCAAUCGCCCAGUACGUUCGUAGUAGGAAUGCGAGGGAGAAUGCCGACGAGUUCCCACGAGCUGCUAAGUCAAUAACAGACAGGCAUUACGUAGAUGACAUGUUGGAUAGUGUUGAAACCGCAGAGGAGGCUGUCAAGUUAAUCAAGGACGUGAUUGAGGUGCACAAACGAGGCAACUUCCAUAUUAGAGGAUGGCUUACUAAUUCGAAUCAUGUAGCUGGCGCACUGGGAAAUGCUGGUUCAAGUGACGAUUUUUGUACCGCUGGAAAAACGAUCGACCAAGUUAUAGAGCCAGAGAAGAACAUUUGGCGAAGUGGUAUCGAUUGGGAUGACCAAAUUCCUGAAGAGUAUGUGAACGCGUGGCAGCAGUGGUUAUCUUUUUUUGAGCAGGUCAAACAAGUUCAGGUUCCCAGAUGCUAUUUCGGUAAGAUGUCAAACAAUAAUUGCAAGAUAGAAUUGCACGUAUUCGUGGACGCUAGCGAGGUGGCAACUGCAGCGGUGGCUUACUUCAGGAUUACAAGGGAAGACGAAAUUCAGGUUGCUCAUGUUAGCUCAAGGACUAAGGUAGCACCCUUGCGACCUAUCUCAAUUCCCCGCAUGGAACUACUCGCCGCCGUACUGGGAUCCCGUCUUGCUACUGAAAUCACUAAGGGUCAUGACUUCAAGAUUCAUAAAGCGUAUUUUUAUACUGAUUCGAGAACAGUGCUUACAUGGCUGAAAUCAGACCCACGAAAGUACAAACAAUUUGUUAUGUUUAGAGUCGCUGAAAUUCAAGAGCAUACAAACGUUACAGAAUGGAGCUACAUCCCAUCAAAAUUAAAUGUAGCAGAUGCUGCCACGAAGUGGAAGAGUACCACAGAGUUUAGCCCAACCAGUACUUGGUUCUCUGGGCCAGAAUUUCUACGUUCGCCGCGUGUAAAAUGGCCUAAAUACAAUUAUGAUAUUGACAUGGAACAUUUCAAAGAUGCUGAUUUAAAGCCGCACGUAGAGUAUAUUGGCGCUCAUAUAGAGAGUCAACCACUCAUUGAUCCAACUCGUUUUUCGAAGUGGGAACGUCUUGAGAGGUGCAUGGCGUACGUUAAACGUUUUGCAGAUAAAUGUAAAGACAAGAUACGAGGAUUAACCAGCUCGGAGGUAGGAUCCGAAAGCUUAACCACCGAGGAACUAUACUGGAGUCAAUGCCACCUUUAUCGGCUCGCGCAGGCCGAUGCAUAUUUUGAAGAGUUUAAGUUGCUUAAGGGUGACCCAGGUUGCAACUUGCCAAAACAUUGUGUUUUACGAAAGCUGACACCAUUUGUUGACGAAAACAACCUUAUACGUCGAUGUGGUCGCCUAGAGAAUGCACCAAUUAAGGAUGCAGUCAAAAAUCCGAUAAUAUUACCCAAGAACCACAAAAUUACACAACUGAUUAUUGAAUGGUAUCAUCGUAAAUAUAGGCAUGUCCACCACGAGACUGUAAUCAACGAAAUGUUUCAGCGGUUUUAUAUACCAAGCUUGCGUCGUGCAUUACGCACAGUGCGUCACAAUUGUCAAUACUUUUUAAAUCGGUAUGAAGCCAAUGAUGUGAAUAAAGUUCUGGAAGUCAUCAAUUUACGAAUGUGUCCUAAUUACAUCAAAUCGAACUAG
Messenger RNA from Rhagoletis zephyria (snowberry fruit fly), 2616 nucleotides. RefSeq lists its product as uncharacterized. The record is from RefSeq and is a predicted model, not a curated record. Lineage: Eukaryota; Metazoa; Arthropoda; Insecta; Diptera; Tephritidae.